Molecule: messenger RNA, 665 nt
Organism: Cucurbitaria berberidis CBS 394.84
Lineage: Eukaryota; Fungi; Ascomycota; Dothideomycetes; Pleosporales; Cucurbitariaceae
Exons: 2
Coding region: 104-493 (129 amino acids)
Source: RefSeq, a predicted model, not a curated record
CCUUCUCUAACCUCACCCACAACCCGAGCUGCGAAUCCCAAUGAACGACAACCCUUAGUCACAAGGCGGCACCCGGGCCUAAUCAACCCAGGCGUCUCACUGCAUGACAAACAAGAACGGAAAGCGGAGGGAGUGCGCCAUCAUACUAGAUGUGCCAUAUCGCCUGUCCUGUCAUUGCACGUUGACGGAUAGCGAUUUCGCGAGCUGCUGGGUCACGCACUCGCCAAGAGACGACGGGGUAACACUCGUUCACCACACCCAACCAUCCCCACCGCGCACUGAGGAAAAAGUAAAAGAGUCGAAGCGCCGUGCUGCCUUGCGAAAGCUUGGAGGACGAGCCGCUGCUGACGACGAAAACGUAGUUUUCAAUCCUAGCGCCUUUACCUUGGCUCUCCUCUCGAGGAAGCCAUUGUACUGUCAGUGUGGGGGUGCGUGGUCAUUGUCGUUGGGCUGUGGGCUUGGAGUUGCGUGUACGUGGGUUUCUUUUUACUGAGAUCUGACUUUGAACGGCAGAUUGAAAGGGUCCAGUGAUGAUGUUCUGUCCAAGAGACGGGGCAUUAAAGCCAAAGUCGAGUUGAGGAGCCCGUGACCUUACUGUUGGUUGGCUGAGAGGCUGACUGAUGGGGGUCUGUGGUUCCUUCUGAGGACAGCAGGAGAGCUAAUCU